Messenger RNA from Artibeus jamaicensis (Jamaican fruit-eating bat), 3598 nucleotides. It is a transcript of the gene UBXN4, whose product is annotated as UBX domain protein 4. The record is from RefSeq and is a predicted model, not a curated record. The coding region runs from base 98 to 1621 and encodes 507 amino acids. Lineage: Eukaryota; Metazoa; Chordata; Mammalia; Chiroptera; Phyllostomidae. The transcript is spliced from 13 exons. Gene Ontology annotation, molecular function: protein binding.
CUGCGGGGGCCGUGGGGUCCGACGGGGACGAGGGUGGGGUCAACUUCAAGACCGCACGGACGACACUUCGAGCUACCGCCUAGACUCGUGAGGAGCAAUGCUGUGGUUCCAGGGCGCCAUUCCAGCCGCCAUCGCGUCGGCCAAGAGGAGCGGAGCGGUCUUCGUGGUGUUCGUCGCAGGUGAUGAUGAGCAAUCUACACAGAUGGCUGCAAGUUGGGAAGAUGAGAAAGUGACAGAAGCAUCUUCAAACAGUUUUGUCGCUAUUAAAAUUGAUACCAAAAGUGAAGCCUGCCUACAGUUCUCACAAAUCUAUCCUGUAGUGUGUGUUCCAUCAAGUUUCUUCAUUGGAGACAGUGGAAUUCCCUUGGAAGUAAUAGCUGGAAGUGUUUCUGCAGAUGAACUUGUUACAAGAAUUCACAAAGUGCGGCAGAUGCACUUAUUAAAAGGUGAAUCAUCGGUGGCAAAUGGCAGCGAGUCAGAAAGUUCAGUCUCUACUCCAUCCAACUCAUUUGAACCCAACAACACUUCUGAAAAUUCUCUGUGUGGAAAUGGAGAGCUUUGUGAGGCACCAUCCACUUCUGAUACAAAGUCGGAUUCUGCAACAGGAGGAGAGAGAUCAGAUCAUGCCAUGCCAUCUCAGGAGCCCAGUGGCUGUUCAAAUCAGAGACCUGCGGAGGACCUCACUGUUAGAGUGGAAAGACUAACCAAAAAACUUGAAGAAAGGAGAGAAGAGAAAAGGAAAGAAGAAGAACAGAGAGAGAUUAAAAAGGAAAUUGAGAGGAGAAAAACUGGAAAAGAAAUGUUGGAUUAUAAAAGAAAGCAAGAAGAGGAAUUAACAAAAAGAAUGUUAGAGGAAAGAAACAGAGAAAAGGCAGAAGAUAGAGCAGCUCGAGAGCGUAUAAAACAGCAAAUUGCAUUGGAUCGUGCAGAGAGAGCUGCUCGUUUUGCAAAAACAAAGGAAGAAGUGGAAGCUGCUAAAGCUGCUGCCUUGCUGGCUAAACAGGCAGAAAUGGAAGUUAAGAGGGACUCUUCUGCAAGAGAAAGAAGCACUGUUGCAAGGAUUCAGUUCCGUCUUCCUGAUGGUUCUUCCUUUACAAAUCAGUUCCCUUCUGAUGCUCCUCUAGAAGAGGCAAGGCAGUUUGCUGCACAGACUGUUGGCAACACUUACGGUAAUUUUUCAUUAGCAACCAUGUUUCCCAGGAGAGAAUUCACUAAAGAAGAUUAUAAAAAGAAAUUAUUGGAUUUGGAACUUGCCCCAAGUGCUUCAGUGGUACUGUUGCCAGCAGGUAGACCAACUACAUCCAUGGUACAUUCUUCCAGUGGAGACUUUUGGACAUUGUUGGGGACAGUACUUUACCCAUUCCUUGCCAUCUGGAGAUUGAUUAGCAACUUCUUAUUUAGCAGUCCUCCUGCACAGACCUCAGUGAGAGCAGCAUCAUCGGAAUCCUCAAACCUUGCAUCAUCUAGCAAUUCAGAAAAAAGGGAACCCGUCAGAAAAAGAGUGUUGGAGAAACGGGGGGAAGACUUUAAAAAGGAGGGGAAGAUAUAUAGAUUGAGGACUCAAGAUGAUGGUGAAGAUGAAAACAACACUUGGAAUGGAAAUUCUACACAACAAAUGUAGUAUGACAAGUACAUUAUGUGCAAUAAUCAUUGCUUCUCUUACGAUUUAAUUCAACUAAAAUUCUACUGGAGAGAGGUGGGACUACUUUGUUUUCUAACCAAUCUAUAAAGUGUCUCUUUAAUUCCUGCUUAGUGGGUUAAAGUCGUUUAACUCAGACAAGUCAAAAGAUAAAAUAAUUCAGUUAGGUCCUUGCAUAUGGUAACUAACUGCUAGAAGCUUAAAAGAAUCAAAUCUGCCACAACCUCCCUUUAUCAGCUUUCUUAUUCAGUAUGUCCUAUACCCAUUAGCCCUGUGUUCUCAGAUGGUAACUUUUGUUUAGAGCUGUUUUGCUCCUGAACUCCUAAACCCACACAAAGUAACUGGUAUGUUACUGAGUAAUUUGACUCUUGAGUCAGAGCAUUUUAACUAUCCAGUCAGAUGAUAAUUUAUGUUUUUUCCUCCUCUUUCCACUCAUCAGCUGCAAGCAAAAUCUUGUAGUUUUUAAUCUUAAACACUGAAUAAAAAAAUCUUUUCAAAGAAAUUGGAAUGAUCUUAUUUUUGCUUUAAGUUUUGUUAUCCUAGCAUCUUUUUGUUUCACAGGGCUAUGUUGAGGUCUUGUGUUUGCACUUUGCAUAAUGUUACAGUUUUUGUUCUCAUUAGAUGCAGAAAAACAGCUAAUAUACAGCUGGUCUUCUUACCUUUAGUUUUGCUGUCAGUAAUCACAUCUCAAAGACCUGAAGUAUUUGUAGUGUAGGACAAGAAGAAUGGAAUAAAGACAUGCCUUAAUCUGACUUACAUGCUACUUUCUCCGUGUUUUGGGUAUUGACGUCCACUAAACUAAUAAUGUUUGAAAAAGGGGGUUAGCUUGACAGUUCCUCUUUUAACCUCCUUUUAGAUGGGAAGAUACUACUCUUGAGUGGACACACAAAAGGACUCUAUAUUUUCUAAUGGGAGGAAAAGUUUUCUCAGCAGACCUUUUUGAAGAAGUAACAAUGACAUUUUAAAAUGAUAAUAGUAAUUGUUGGCAAGGAAAUGGUGAGACAAACUACACUGGUGGUUGAAGUAUUAACUAGUAUAACCUUUUUGAAAAACAUCAGAAACAAAUAAUUCAUACUCUUUGAUCCCAUUAUUUUCUUAAGAAACAAUCAUAAAUGCAGAAAAAGUUUAGAUAUAAGUAUAUUCAUUGUUAUAUUUAUUUUACCUAAUAACUAGAAAGUAACUGAAUGCUUUGUGCAGAAAUAACUUGAUGAGGAAGAAUGGUACAAUACUAAUUUGACAAUAUAUUUAUCAAUCAGGAUAUGAAGGUGUGGGUACAGUGUGAUCUUAGCUUUGUAAACACAUUUUAAGUACAGACAUUACUAUGCAUUGACAUAAUGCAAAGAAAAAAGAAAAUACCAAACAUUAACAGUGGUAAGAGUGGUUAUAUGUGAUUUUAGCACCCGUGUAGGUUUUUUGCACCCUUAAAUGUUUUCUCAAUUUUCUGCAAUGGUCAUAUUACUUCCAUAGUUAAAAAGUAAGCUUGAAAAAAGAAAUCCAGCAGUCAUCCCAUUUCAGUUUGUUGUCUUAAAAAAUAUAGUGAUAAUGUGAUUUAAAAACAAACAAAUAAAACUUGUCAGAUGGGUGUGACCCUACUAAUAACUAUUAAAAAAAUAUAUCUGCAAAAACUUGUGGUACCUCAAGUCAGUUUGCCUUGGAAAAACAUCAGAUACAGAUCUUAGAAAAAUGUAUGUAAAAGAGUAGUUCACAAUCUUUGAGUAAGAGGAUCCCUCCUCAGUUUUAUAUUUUAAAAAGUAUACAUGGUAAGGAAAAACUCAAAACAGUAUAGGAGGCUAUAAAAUGAAAAUGAAAUCCCCCUCUUUGCAUCUUAACCUCCAGUUUUAUUCCCACAAAGUAACCUUAAUCUAUUAAGUUUCUUUUGUAAUCUCCAGGAAAUUUUUAUGUAUGUUAAGCAAAUAUGUAACCAUUAUAUUUUAAAUAAAUGGGAUCAUAUUAUAUAUA